Molecule: messenger RNA, 735 nt
Organism: Trichoplax adhaerens
Lineage: Eukaryota; Metazoa; Placozoa; Uniplacotomia; Trichoplacea; Trichoplacidae
Exons: 1
Source: RefSeq, a predicted model, not a curated record
GACUCGUUGCCCCGGAAUAAUACCAUUAUAGAUUAUCAUAAUUACUAUUCUACAGCAAAAAUUUCUAACAGUAGUGCUCACUGGAUGGAAGUUGAUUCACAAAACAAGUCACAAGUAUAUGAAGUUCUAAAGGAUCAACAUAGCAGUGCACAAUUAAUUCAUACUAGCUUUCAUUUUCCUUACUAUGGCCACUACAUCGAUAGUUUUUGGGUCGCUACCGGUGGUUUCUUAUAUGUUGGAUCAAUUUUUCAUAGAAGUAUUACAUCGCUGCAAUAUAUAGCACCGCUGAUGGCAAAUUUUAACGUGGACUCUGAAAAAGGUUCAUCGGUGAAAGUAUUUGAUAAUGGAAAAUCAAUAGCUAUCACAUGGGAUAAUGUAACACUUUUUGAUUCACCUGAAUCAGGUCGAUUCAAAUUUCAGUGUAUUAUCAAUAUCGAUGGCAAAAUUAUGUUUGUAUACAAAACUAUUCCAUUGCCACCAGUAAAUAUCAGUAAUUCUAGCCACGCAGUAAAAGUUGGCAUAUCAGACGCAUUGUACAUUUGGCACCAUGGGCUUGGUAUUGUGAAUAUAUAUGAAUAUCAUCGGAUUUUAAUUGACCUUCGUUUUCUAAAAAGUGAUUCUCAGAUCUUGCUUUCGCCAUUGCCGACAUGUCUAACUGCGUCAAACUGUCAAAGCUGUUUCGAUCCAGCUAUUAAAUUUAAUUGUAGAUGGUGCGUUGCUCUACAGAGGCAAGUA